Chenopodium quinoa (quinoa) is the source of this 2424-nucleotide messenger RNA. Its product is annotated as LRR receptor-like serine/threonine-protein kinase GSO1. The record is from RefSeq and is a predicted model, not a curated record. NCBI's taxonomy places the organism in Eukaryota, Viridiplantae, Streptophyta, Magnoliopsida, Caryophyllales, Amaranthaceae. Gene Ontology annotation, molecular function: protein binding. The transcript has 4 exons. Bases 1 to 2424 code for a protein of 807 amino acids.
AUGGCAUGGUAUUACAUGCCAUCGAGGCCGGACAGUGAAGUUCCUGGAACUACACUCUUCGAAGCUCACAGGGUUCCUCUCUCCAUCUAUAGGAAACCUGAGCUUCUUGAAAGGAUUCCAUCAAAUAUAUCAGCUUGCUCAAGGCUCACACAACUCGAUAUCAGCUUUAACAGGUUGGUAGGAAAUAUCCCAUCUGAAUUUAGUUACCUUGUAUAUCUAAAACAACUUGGUCUUAAUACAAACCACCUGACAGGAAACAUCCCUUCAUCUUUUGGGAACUUAUCAUCCCUCUCCGAAAUCCAUCUAAGCCAAAACAACUUAAGUGGAAGUCUCCCAAAGAGCUUAGGCAAACUAAAAAAAUUAACGUCUCUCUUGCUUGCAGAAAACAUGUUAUCAGGGAUAGUCCCAUCUUCAUUCUUUAACCUCACGAGAUUAAUGAAUCUUGAUAUAGGUUCUAAUAACCUGGGGGGAAACCUUCCUUCAGAUUUGGGUAUCAAACUUCCAAAUCUGCAGUGGUUCUCCAUUUCCAUUAAUUAUUUCACUGGAUCUAUUCCUACUUCUAUAUCCAAUUCUUCAGGUCUAAGUACACUUCAAUUGGGUGAUAACUUUCUCACAGGUCAAGUUCCUUCUCUACACAGACUAGCAUAUCUCUCACGACUUAUGCUUUAUGGUAACUUACUUGGGUAUGGCAAAGCUGGUGAUUUGAACUUUGUUUAUUCAUUGGCCAAUGCAACUGAGUUACAGUGGUUGGAUAUAGAACACAUAGACUCUGAGGAGACAGAUAGCAGCUUGAUGUUGGGGACUCUAACCUCUGUACUCCAAAUCGCAUUGUCUUGCUCAGCUGAUAACCCACAAGAAAGGUUGGAUAUGAGUGAUGCCACUGCAAAGCUAACAUCAAUCAGAAACAAGCUUCUUGGAACUAGAUUACAACAAAGAAGAAGAAUUCGUGCAGCCACAGGGAGUAACGAAACAGACAAGCUAGCAUUGCUUGAAAUCAAAGCCCAAAUUCGUGGUGACCCUCUCGGCGUCAUGAGUUCAUGGAAUGAGACCCUUCACUUUUGUGAGUGGUAUGGCGUUACUUGUGGUCAUAAGCACCACCAGAGAGUAACAUCACUAGACCUGCAUUCCUCCAAAUUAACAGGUACACUCUCUCCCCAUCUCGGAAACUUGAGCUUCCUUAGGGAGCUAUAUCUUGAAAAUAACAGUUUCGGUGGUACAAUCCCGCCAGAAAUUAGUCGUUUGCAUAGGUUACAAUCUCUAUGGCUAUUUAAUAAUUCCAUUGGAGGGGAAAUUCAAUCAAAUAUAUCAAGUUGCUAUAACCUUGUUUAUUUGUACCUUGAUAAUAACAGAUUGGUUGGAGAGAUCCCACUGAUGUUUGGUUCCUUGUCUCGUUUGCAGUAUCUUGAUUUAUCAAAGAAUAACUUAACAGGGAACAUUCCUUCAUCUUUGGGGAAUUUAUCAUCUCUUGUUAAGUUGUAUGUUCUUGAAAACAAUUUGGUUGGAAGUAUCUCAGGUAGUCUAGGCAACCUUAAUAAUCUCUCCACUCUAGCAUUAGGCGGCAAUAAGUUGUCUGGGGUAGUACCGCCUUCAAUUUUUAAUCUCUCUUCAUUAAUAGCACUAGAUAUAGGAGUGAACGACUUGGAAGGAGAACUCCCUUCAUAUUUAGGAAACACUCUGCCGCAUUUGCAGUUUUUUUCCAUCGCUGAAAAUCGGUUCACAGGACACAUUCCUGCUUCAAUUUCCAAUUCCUCUAGCCUACAAGAACUUCAAUUGAAUACCAACAGUCUUCAUGGACAAGUUCCUCAUCUAAACAAGUUAGUCAAUCUUAUUAUCUUUCGCAUUACCCAAAAUUUCCUUGGGUCAGUCCAUUUGAGAGAUUUAAUAUUUUUUACUUCCUUGGCCAAUGCCACCGGUUUACAAAAUUUUAAUAUAAAUCAAAAUAAUUUCAGAGGAGUUAUCCCUAAGAUGUUUUGCAAUUUCUCAUCACUAAAUUAUGUAUCUAUGGGCAACAAUUACUUGACUGGAGAAAUUCCAUAUUGCAUAGAGAACUUAUUAGAGUUGCAAUAUUUUGAAGCUGUUAAUAACACACUUUCUGGGGUCAUUCCCCCUGGGAUAGGGAAGCUCCAAAAGCUCGCUGAUUUAUACUUAUCUCACAACCAAUUAUCCGGAGUCAUUCCACCAUCAAUUGGAAAUUUAACCAAGUUGUCUAUCUUAGCCCUGUAUAAUAAUCAUCUCCUAGGCCAAAUACCAUCAACUCUUGGAAGCUGUGGGUCUUUAAUAGCAUUAUCGCUUUCUAAUAAUAGUCUUAGCGGCAGUAUACCCCAUCAACUUUUUAGUCUCUCUUCCUUGUCUAUUGUCCAAAAUCUAUCAGGAAACCAUUUAACUGGGUCCCUCCCUGAAGAAGUUGGGCAGUUGGGCAUUUGA